AUGAAAACCGACCUGGAACUCGCCUUGGAGUGCAUCGUCAACGUCUACCAUCAGUAUGCCAUGAAGAAACCCAUAGAUGACUACCUGAGCAAGACCGAGUUCUCGGACCUGCUGAAGGAGACCGCCCAGCCCUUCCUCCACAACACGCUGCCGCCUAAAACAACUGUUGAUGACUACAUAAGAAAGCUCUUCACCAAAGCAGACCACAACCGUGACGGUCGCCUGAAGUUCACCGAGUUCCUGACCACCCUGAGUCUCAUAGUCAUUGAAGCCCACAAGAGGUCCCACCAGGGUCACACGAGCCAUGACCAUGGCCAAGACCAUGGUCACGAUCACGGCAACUGA
Messenger RNA from Opisthocomus hoazin, 345 nucleotides. RefSeq names its product protein S100-A12-like. Gene Ontology annotation, cellular component: cytoplasm; extracellular exosome. Gene Ontology annotation, biological process: endothelial cell migration. Gene Ontology annotation, molecular function: calcium ion binding; calcium-dependent protein binding. Lineage: Eukaryota; Metazoa; Chordata; Aves; Opisthocomiformes; Opisthocomidae. The record is from RefSeq and is a predicted model, not a curated record.